GACUGCGUGCAGACGCCGCCUACUUCCUCUAACUCGGCAUCCAGACGCGCUGUGCCCUGCUGGAAACUCCAUUUCCCAGAAGCCCGAGCGACACGCCUGAUUGGUCCAUCUUUUGCUCGCCGUCAUUCGGCCUUCUCUGGAGCCUUUUCGUCCUAAGGCGCGUGUGGUAAUCUGACACCAAUCGUGACGAAAUACGCGAUAGCCACCAAUCAGAGGUCGUGUUGUCAUUUCUAAACUCUCCUGGCUUCUGCGCCCUCUCCGGAAUCUCCGUUUUGCCUUCAAACUGUUUCUAUGGCAACCCGCUGUCACCUCCAAAUGGAGUUCUCGGGCAAGCUCAUAUUGGGACUCGUCCUGCUACUUGUGAUAUUUUAGAGACACAUUCAGCAUGAACAGGAAGUCAGCCAUAAAAGAAUGGGAGACUUUCUGCAGCUCUGCUAGCAGGGACCAUGGAGAGGAAGGAGGAGGAGCUUAAAAGAGGUCACUGGGAUCAGGCAGCUAUGGCUGAGGAGUUUGUGACCCUCAAGGAUGUAGCCAUGGAUUUCACCUUGGAAGACUGGGAAGAACUAGAGUCAGCGCUGGACCAGGGAGACCUGUUCUGGGAUGCGGCACUGAACGACUACCAGGACAUUUUCUCAUUUACAGAUGCUCCACAGCCCAGCCUGAUUUCCCAGCCAGAUGUCAGGGAAGAGCUGGAAGCUAUACUCAGAGGAGGCCCAGAAGCCACCAGUACUGAAGUUCCUGAGACCAAGAACUCUUCUUUGCAGAAUGAUUUCUUGGAAGAAGACCUCUCCCAGAUUAUGGAGAUAUUUUCCAAUGAGGAGCUCAACUUUGAAGCCUGUAUAGGUGAGAACUGGUUACAGAGUUUUCUAGAAGAUCCAGAAAGUGCUCCAAGACCUGACAUCAGCAACAAGGAGAGCCCCACAGAUCAUCGGAGUCGUGAGUCCAGGAGCGGCCCUGGUCCUGGGCCUGCCCUCUGCACAGGAGAGGAUGCUGUGGUGUCGGAUAGUCCUGGGCCUGCCCUCUGCACAGGAGAGGAUGCUGUGGUGUCGGAUAGUCCUGGGCCUGCCCUCUGCACAGGAGAGGAUGCUGUGGUGUCGGAUAGUCCUGGGCCUGCCCUCUGCACAGGAGAGGAUGCUGUGGUGUCGGAUAGUCCUGAAAAGAACCUCACUCCAGUGAUGCUGAAGGGAUCCAGGGGGGACCUGAACCAGCAGACCUCUGUCCAGGGACAUGAGAGGCUAUAUAAGUGUAGUGAGUGUGGGAAAGGCUUCAGCCAGAGCUACCACCUCAUCCAGCACUGGAUUAUCCAUGCCAGAGGGGAGCCUCCUGCGUGGCCAGAGCAGCAGGGAGGACUCAGCCAGGGUACUCACUUUCACAUGCCUCCAGGGACUCAGGCAAGCUACCACUCCUACGUGUGUCAGGAGUGCGGGAAAAUGUUUAGUCAGAAAAUGUACCUCCAGUGGCACCAGAAAAUUCAUACUGGAGAAAAACUUUGUAAAACUCAAAGUGACAACCUAGAGAAGCCCUCUAGGAGUCUGAGUGGUGAGCCUGAAAAGCGGCUUAUGAGUAAAGGCGCUGACUCAGCAAAACUCUGUGACAUUCAAGGUUGGGACCCAGAAAAACCACCUACUAGUAAAAGUAGUGACCAAGAAAAACUGCAUAAGAGUCAGUCUGGUGACAGUCCGUCCAUUCUUCAUCCAAAGCCUAUUACGCAUCAGGAAACUCCUACAAAUGCUAAUCGCUUCAGAUCUAAGAAGUGUGGGAAGACACUCAGCCGGGCCUUUCAGCUAGCUGAAAACCAGCGAGCCCACACUCGGAGACACUACAAAUGCAGUUCAUGCCCUGCAGUCUUCCACUUAAGGAAGCAUUUCUUCCAACAUCGCAAAACACACUUUCCCAGAACUGUCUUUGAGUGUCAAGAAUGCAGAAAGAUUUUUAAUGGGAGGUCGUCACUCAUUAAGCACCAGGCUGUUCACACCGGAGAAAAGCCAUACAAGUGUAAUGAAUGCGGGAAAGCUUUCAGCCACUCCUCCACCCUGAAGAUCCACCAGAGGACUCACAGCGGGGAUCGGCCUCACAAGUGCAGUGAGUGUGCAAGGGCCUUCUGUCGCAGGACAGACCUUACUGAGCAUCAGCGAGUCCACUCCGGCUUCAGAGCCCACCAGUGUCCAGUAUGUGCCAGGCGUUUUAGCCGACCCUCGCACUUGGCUCGACACCAGCUGAGCCAUGCUGCAGAAAGGCUCUUUGACUGUGCUCAGUGCAGUGAGACCUUCAGCCAUAAAGAACAGCUAGAGCGGCACUACAAAAGUCACACCAUCAGGUGCUUGUAUGAGUGUAAGCAGUGUGGAGAACACUUCAUUUGCAGGUCAACUCUCAAUUGCCACCUGAGCAUACACAGCAGAGAACAUGCAAGUGAGAAAGCUUUGGGUCAGAACUCCCAGCACACUGAAAAAUGCAUUAAGAAUACCACGUGUGGAAAAGCCUUUGAUCACAGCAAAUACCUAGGGCAGCAUGAGAAGAUUCCUAGCCAGGUGACAUCCUCUGAGGGCAGCCUGUGUGGGAAACCCUGUGGCCAGGGUGUGCAGCUCAUUUGCCAUCAGAGCCUCUGUGCUGGUAUAAAACCAAAUGAGUGUACUGGGCCUGAGAGGUGCAUGCAGAGCACCUCUGUCGGUGAGCACCAGCCUUCCCAGAGGGAGCAGUCCUUUAAGUGUAACAUAUGCAACAUGACCUUCAAACAGAGCGCCCACCUUUCAAAACAUCAGCUGAUCCACAUCAGAGAGAAACCCUUCAAAUGCAAUGAAUGUGACAGAGCUUUCAAGCAGAGUAACUACCUCAUCCAGCACCAGAAAAUUCAUACUGCCGAGAAGCACUUUGAGUGUGGUGAGUGUGGGAAGACAUUUCAUCAGAAAUCAUGCCUUUCCAAGCAUCAGAAAAUCCACUCAGGGGAGAAGCCCUUUAAAUGUGGUGACUGUGGGAAGGCCUUCAUUUUCAGUGCCCAGCUCAUCCGACACCAGAGACUUCACACUGGGGAAAAGCCGUAUGUUUGUCAGGAAUGUGGGAAAGCCUUCAGCCAGAGCUCGUGCCUUACUCUGCACCUUAGGAUUCACACUGGUGAGAAGCCGUACACGUGUAGCACGUGUGGGAAGACCUUCGCUCAGAAAGCAAACCAAAAGAAGCAUGAGAGGAUUCACACUGGGGAAAGGCCUUAUGCCUGUGAGGAGUGUGGGAAAGCCUUUGGCUUCAGCGCCCAUCUCAGGCAACACCAGAGAGUUCACACCAAGACUGCCAUAAAGCCUUUCACAGCUGCUCUGCUCUGAGAAAACAUCAGAAAUGUCACACUUGUAAAGUAGCAAGUAACACUGCCAAGAGCCACUUGGUUACAGUGGAGGCCCAUACUUCUGAACGCCUUCAUCUGAAGCCAGCCAUGGAAACCAACACAUUGCAAACCUCCGCUCUCCAUAAGUCCUAAUAAAAAUUGAUGAGGCAUGGGCUGGUGAGAUGGGUCAGCAGUUAAGAGCACUGAUCGCUCUUCUGAAAGUCCUGAGUUCAAAUCCCAGCAAUCACAUGGUGGCUCACAAUCAUUUGUAAUGAGACCUGACGCCCUCUUCUGGUGUAUCUGAAGACAGCUACAGUGUACUCACAUUUAAUAAAAUAAAUACAUCUUUUAAAAUCGA
Messenger RNA from Apodemus sylvaticus (European woodmouse), 3671 nucleotides. It is a transcript of the gene Znf473, whose product is annotated as zinc finger protein 473. Lineage: Eukaryota; Metazoa; Chordata; Mammalia; Rodentia; Muridae. Gene Ontology annotation, biological process: regulation of transcription by RNA polymerase II. The transcript has 5 exons. The record is from RefSeq and is a predicted model, not a curated record. Gene Ontology annotation, molecular function: DNA-binding transcription factor activity, RNA polymerase II-specific; RNA polymerase II cis-regulatory region sequence-specific DNA binding. Bases 447 to 3314 code for a protein of 955 amino acids.